AAUCAAAAUGAAAAAAAAAAAUCUAUCCACAAAAUUCUCAUCAAAUCCUUUUAUCAAACUAACAAUUUCCUUUGUUCUUUUCCAAACCAACACACUUAACCCCACUGCCAUUGGUCUUCACCUUCCUCAAACCAACCUUUCUACUCCCGCGCUGUUUACUAGGACGAAUUAUAUAUAUACAAUUCUAUAUUGUACACAACAUUCAUGCCCUUUGUGUGAAAAACAGUCCUUCACUUCAUCUUGUUUCCAUGGGAGGAUCCUCACCUACUGCUAAUCUCAUCACAAAUCCUUCCAAUCGAGUUUCCUGUAACCUCUUCGUGCUCUCUUUGCCUCUCUUAGUUUAUCGCUAAUCGUACCUAAUCGUGAAUGAUAAGUAAACGAUAGAGCAUCGCGGUUUGGCGCUCAGCUGCUCCGCUUGCCUUCCGCUGUCCGCUCUCUCUUAUCUCUCUUCUUUUUACAAAGGAAAGAGCAGAACAGAGGAAUCAGGGGAGGGAGGUUUUGUCGUGGUGCUUCGCUGGUGGUAUCUGGUCACCGCUAGUACGGUCACCGCCAUUCCCGCAUGGCCUCGUCGCCGCUCGUUUUCCUCCUCUUGUUCUGCUUCCUCUAUGGGGGCGACGCCGACCUGGCCUCCGACGAAGCCGCGCUCCUGGCAUUCCGCGCCGCCGUCGCCCGGUCGGGGCUGCGGACGUGGAACGCGAGCGCCCCCGGCGCGCCCUGCACGUGGCAGGGAGUCAGCUGCGACCGGAGCCGCGUCGUCUCCCUCCGCCUCCCUGCGGUAGGCCUCCUCGGGCCGAUCCCGGCGGCGCUCGGCAACCUCACUGCGCUCCACACCCUUAGCCUCCGGUUCAACGCUCUUUCUGGCCCGCUCCCCGCUGAGCUCGCGGGCCUCGCGGAGCUGAGGAGCCUCUACCUCCAGGGGAACCGCCUCUCCGGCGGCAUUCCGGAUUUUGUUGCUUCCUUGAGCAAUCUCGUUCGUUUCAACCUCGCUGACAAUCAGUUCUCCGGAGGGAUCCCGCUGGGGCUUAACAAUCUCACUCGCCUGAGCACGCUCUACCUCGAGAAAAACAACCUCACGGGCGAGAUCUCGGGGCUCGAUCUGGGUAGCAUCGUCCAGUUCAACGUGUCCUACAACCAGCUCAACGGGUCGAUCCCGGUCAGGCUCCGCUCCCAGCCGGCGUCCGCGUUCAUUGGCACGGCGCUCUGCGGAGGGCCCCUGGGGCCGUGCCCUGGCGAAAUCGCGCCCUCCCCGUCGACGCCGGCACCGGCUCCCGCUUCAGGGCGUCCCGGCGGCGGAACGGAGACAAAUAACAACAGGAAGAAGAAUAAGCUCUCCGGCGGGGCGAUCGCGGGGAUCGCCAUCGGCGCCUCCGCAUUCCUCCUCAUCGUCCUCGCGGCGCUGAUCCUCCUCUGCCGAAGGCGAAAGGCGCGGUCUCUGGGCGCCACAGCUGCGACGGGCAGUAAAGGGGCAGAGACGGAGGCGGGAGAGCAAAGGAACAGAGGAUUAGAGGAAGGCAGCGGCGGCCGCAACGUCAGCGCGGCGGCAGCGAAGGGCUCCUCGGAGUCGUCCGGGGCGAAGAAGCUGGUGUUCUUGGGCGGCGACGCGGCGAGGCGGUUCGACCUAGAGGAUCUUCUGCGGGCGUCGGCGGAGGUUCUAGGGAAGGGCACGUUCGGGACCGCAUACAAGGCAGUCCUAGAGACCGGAUCGACGGUGACAGUGAAGCGGCUCAAAGACGUGAGCUUGCCGGAGCAGGAGUUCAUGGAGAGGAUCGAGGCCAUCGCCGCCAUGGACCACCCCAACCUGGUUCCCCUCAUGGCCUACUACUUCAGCAAGGACGAGAAGCUGCUGGUCUACGAGUACAUGCCCAUGGGAAGCCUCUCUGCUCUCUUGCACGGUAACAGAGGAUCUGGUCGAACGCCUCUCAGCUGGGAAACAAGAACCGGCAUUGCCCUCGCCGCCGCUUACGGCAUCGAGUACAUUCACUCCACGAGCCCUUCUUCCUCGCACGGCAACAUCAAGUCCUCCAACGUCCUCCUCACCAAGUCGUACAGCGCCCGUGUCUCCGACCACGGCCUCGCCUUCAUCGUGGGCUCCAACCCCACCGCGAGCCGCGUCUCCGGCUACCGAGCGCCGGAGGUCACCGACCCCCGGAAGGUCUCCCAGAAGGCCGACGUCUACAGCUUCGGCGUCCUGCUGCUCGAGCUGCUCACCGGCAAAGCCCCGACGCAGGCUGCUCUCAACGAGGAGCCCAUCGACCUCCCCCGAUGGGUGCAAUCAGUCGUCAGAGAGGAAUGGACGGCCGAAGUGUUCGACGUGGAGCUGUUGCGGUACCAGAACGUGGAAGACGACAUGGUUCAGCUCCUGCAGCUCGCCAUUGACUGCGUGGCGCAGUACCCCGACAAGCGGCCUCCGAUGUCCGAGGUGGCCGUCCGCAUCGACGAGAUCCGAAAGUCGAGCUUAGGAUCGUCCUACCGAGACCAGCACGACACGCCGCGAAGCUUGGAAGAGGAUGACCACUCUUAAAAUGGAACUGUGAUCGUGGUUACGUUCUUUUCAUUUCUUGCCAUAAAUCAUCAGUCUGUGCAUGUUUGUUUGCUCCUCUUUCAAUUCGAAGCACAAUUUGUUCUUCUUCUUUUGUUGUUCAGAACACACAACCCUCUCCAGUGACUCCAUUGAUACAUAUCUUCAUGCCAUUUUUCUUCUGUCA
Zingiber officinale is the source of this 2705-nucleotide messenger RNA. RefSeq names its product probable inactive receptor kinase RLK902. NCBI's taxonomy places the organism in Eukaryota, Viridiplantae, Streptophyta, Magnoliopsida, Zingiberales, Zingiberaceae. The record is from RefSeq and is a predicted model, not a curated record. Gene Ontology annotation, molecular function: ATP binding; protein binding; protein kinase activity. Bases 560 to 2521 code for a protein of 653 amino acids. Gene Ontology annotation, biological process: protein phosphorylation. The transcript has 2 exons.